This is a messenger RNA of Macrobrachium nipponense, 5282 nucleotides long. Its product is annotated as zwei Ig domain protein zig-8-like. Lineage: Eukaryota; Metazoa; Arthropoda; Malacostraca; Decapoda; Palaemonidae. Gene Ontology annotation, cellular component: neuron projection membrane. The record is from RefSeq and is a predicted model, not a curated record. The transcript has 6 exons. Gene Ontology annotation, biological process: synapse organization. The coding region runs from base 1001 to 2026 and encodes 341 amino acids.
GAAGAGAGCGGCUCUUCAGUGUUCGCCAUUGCUGUCAUACAAUCGACAUUACCGCGAUUCCCCUGAACGUUACGCUACGCUCCCCGACGUCGCCCGCCCCGUGUUCUCCAAAGGUCGAUACCACGUCGUUCCUGGCCGGGGGCAUCGGCUGUGGCUCUCCAUCUGGGCGUGAAGAACGCCUCCUCCUCGGUCUCUUCUUCGCCUUCUUCAUCUUGCAAGAUACGGACGGGGGUGUCUCUCUCUCUCUCUCUCUCUCUCUCUCUCUGUCCAGGCAUCGCAUCGUAGUCGACGUUGUCCUCUGGGCACAGUGAAGUGAUACUAGCUGGGUCUACGUAGCGUUGACAAGAAGUCCUGAAUAUUUAAUACCAACACCUUCCCCCCUCGUUUGUUGGUGUGUAGACGUGGUUGUGCCUGGCAGACUGUCACCCAUUUCUGUUUUUUUUGGGGGGAGGCGAGUUUCUUUGCGAACAAGCGCAUGCAUCAAAAUUUUAGACUGCUUGCAUAUAAGCUGAUGUGAAAACGGAAGUACAGACGAAUAUAUAAAUUGACGAUUUAUACUAAAUUUUUGUUGGAAAGUCUCGCCAGACCUCGCUGCGUGUAAGCUGAGAUCUACGUGACUAUAUAAAUGAUUUAAAGGGUCGUAUUUAUAUCUGGGGAUUGGUUGCCAUAUAUAUUGACGUCAUGGAAGAGUGGCCAUAAAAAGCACAUUGGAAAAUGCGAUAAAUUUGUCUAAAAGUCAUUAUAAACCUGACUGGAUCUAACUUGAUACGUGAAUAGAAAAAAACAUAAAAUAAUUGAAUGAAAAACUAAAUGGAUAACAGUAAUUAUUUACAAAAAUGAUUAUAUAAACUAGACCAUUGAUCGCGCACCCGGGAAACAGUGAAUAUCCAAAAAAAUUUUAAAAAAAAAUCAAAAGUCGUCAGGAGUUUUGUCAGUCAAAACAUAAAAUCAUUUAUAGUUGUCAAGACUUCCUUCAGCCUCUUCAUAGAAGGUCGCAAAAAUGCAGGUGCUUGGAAGAGCAAUGAUGCUAAUAACCACCCUUCACUUACCAGGUGUCUUUGGCUACGAUCCCGAAGCCAGCAUCACCGGCCUGUACACCGGACCGUACUUCGAUCCUUUGGCUCCGAGGAACCUCACGGCUCACUUGGGAGACACGGCCACCCUCCCUUGUACCGUGCGACAACUGGGGGACAAAUCAGUGUCGUGGGUCCGGAUGCGAGACGCGGACAUCCUGACGGUGGACAGGUACACCUUCGUCGGAGACGAGAGAUUCGAGUCGCAUUAUUCCACCGCCCAGGAGACCUGGAACCUGGUCAUCAAGUACGUGCAGGAGCGCGACGCCGGUCUCUACGAGUGCCAGGUAUCCACUGAGCCCAAGAUGAGCCAGCUCUUCAGCCUGCGAGUCGUCAUACCCAAAGUGACCAUCUCUCCUCCCGGAGACAGAUUCGUCAAGUCAGGGAGCCAGGUCCAGGUCGACUGUCAGAUCUCGGAUGUGGUCCAGCUCCCCGACUACAUUUUCUGGUACCGCGAGGGCAAGAGAGUUCUCGACCAGAAGGAUCCUAAUAUGUUGGUGACGGUCAAUCAAACAGGAGCGGAGUCCAUCACCUCAACCUUCAUCAUCCACAAGGUUAAAAGAGAGGACAGCGGGAACUACACUUGCAUGCCUUCCAACCUGCACGCAGCAUCUGUCACUUUGCACGUACUUAACGAAGAACAUCCCGCCGGUCUUCAGGGUGAGCGCAACACCAGCGCUUCCAGCAGUCUUAGGACCAACAUCUUCACCACCCUGUGCGCACUCCUGGUCUUGAUUGCCUGGUCUCCGGGGAUGGAAACUUUCUAUUUCACUGACACGGAACCUCAGCUUUCAGAACAGGACGAUUCUGAAAGGCUGGAGGUUAUUCAUUCAGUGUCUACAUCUAGCCACGAGACUAUUUUGAAAGGUAUUUCCAUAUCAGGGGAAUCGAUGGGAUCCCACCGACAGGAUUCCGAAGUACGACGGGCGCUCGCUGUUAGUUCCAGACGGUGAUGCAAUGGACCCCAUUCAUUAUUUGAUAAACUCUAAAAAGUAAAUAUUGUAAAUAUUAGUCAACUUUCUAUUCGUUUGGGUAUUUGGAGUGGACAGCAAAGAAAGCCCCAAGUCUAAUUCAAUAAAAGCUCAUCUGUACCAUUUCUCUGAAACAUUAACACUGACAAUAAUUGCCCAUAGAUAGAUAGUUGCUAUAAAAGGUCUUAUCAAUAGCCUCACUCUUCUUUAACAUACAGACAGGCACCAGAGAAGUAGGGUAUACAACAGAAUUGUAGGUAUUUGGUUGACAGAACAUUGCAAUAUACCUACCAACCGACAGGACAAAAUGAUUGGUUGCUGUAAGGCAUGCCAUAAUUGAUAAAAUGUGGUAAGACUGUGACUGGAGGGAUGUCAUAAGAUAUUCUCAGGUUAGUGGAAUGGUGUAAGACUGUUGUAGGUAGGAUGUGGUUGGAACAUCUUCGAUAAGAAUUACAUAUGCUCCGUAUAUGAAAUACUCCAAAUGGUAUGAUGCUGUAAGACAGUCAGUAAUGAACAGGAUUUGGUAUAGUAUUUUGUGAUAGAUAUAAGAUAAUGCAUGAUUGGAAGAAUGUUACUGGGUAACCUGCAAUUUGCAGGAUGUGCCAAUAGCUUGUAGGGCAAGAAGAAUGUUGGAAUACUCUGUGGCAAUGAGAAGGCACUAGGACAAUGAGGCUGGGGGGAUUUAGCUCUGUAACUAGUAGAAUAUCGUAAGAUGUUCUGUAACUGACAGGAUUUGGUGAGGUGCUAUGUAACUGGUAGGUUGUGGAAGGUACUCUGUGGUAGAUAAUUGAUAAGAUGUGGUAAGACAUCACAACGGGUAGAAUGAGGAGAGGUGCUUAGUAUUGGAAGAGGACUGUAAAACACUCAGGGAUUGGUAGGACGUAAUAUGGUGCUCCUUAAUUGGUAGAAACUCCUACUUGAGCAGUGCUGUAAGGCGCUGUUGAUUGUAGGAAGGGUGUAGGUAUUGUGCGGACAGGUAGAGGCUCUCUUAUUGACAGGAUGCUGCCAGGUGCUCUGUAAUAAAUAAGAUGGUUUAGGAUACUCUGUGACUGGUAGAUAUGAUACUGGUCAUAAAAAGAAACUGAUCGAAGACAUGGUGUCAGAUACUGUCAGUAUAUAUCUUAAAGAGACCAUGAAGUGAAAAAGUGAAAACCAAGGUUAAACUUCAAGUUUCAUGAUCAACCUGCAGUUUUAUUAUUCAUUCUCGGCUACAGAUUUGACGUUGAAAAGCAAUGAGUAAAACUUCUAAUUUGAGAUGCUCUCAACGGCAGCAAAAAGGAUAUUAGAGCAUAGUUGGGUUCAGGCACGAGCUGUUGGUGACUCAAAUCAGAGACAGUACUGAAAUAUAAGCCUCAGUAAGUAUAGCGAGCCUCAAAGUUAAGCCUCCAACAAGGACGUUGGAUUUGAAUACCCUACAAUCUCGCCUGUGGGGAAAGAUAAUAUCCAUUGUUAGGGCUGGGAAAAUGAGCCUUUAAGGUUUGUAGCCAGAAGGAAAAGACUCUCAUGCUGUCACAAAUCUGUACAAAAAGAGAGAGUCAACUAAACUAAUUUUGCAAUUUGCUUAGAAAACGAAAGUUAGUGAAGCUUGCGACAGAUUUUAGGAGGUCUGAUAAAGAGUGGAAAUAGGUCACAGUGAGGCCAGACGAUCUUUCAACAGUUUUGGAGGCCUAAGGUAUAAAUUAAAUCCAAGAUCCCUAAUUCAUAUAUUUUUUUACUCUUGACAAAUUAUUGUAAAACAGUAAUACAAAUACAGAUGAAAAACAUUUUAAGAAUAUAUGUUAGGAUAAUCAUGACAGAGACAACGUAAUUAAGCAAAUAUACGCUAGACAGAAUUCCAAUCUGUAAAGAAUGAACCCAAAAGACUUCAUUUCCAUUAAAAUGAAAUUAUGAGCAUUCGACCAAGUAGGUGAUUGCCGAUGCAAAAGAUCUGUUGCUGAUAAGUAAAAUGACAGGCAAUUUCCUGCAGUCAGUUGGGCGUAAAUUUGACCUCAAAAGAAAAUAGAUCCUCUGAUGCCGAACUGCUUACUUGGGGAGUAAGCCUACAAACUACUUUGUUGUUGGUUGAAAGGGGUUAGGAAAGGUCUGUGGAAGAGCCUAAAAAGGUCAGAAAAAGGUGUUUUGCGUUGAGUGAAAGAUACAAGAGUUUUAGGAUAUGAUAUUUAUGAUUUAUUUAUUAGAAUGAAAAUGUAAAAUAUAAGUAACGUGCAUUUUAAACAGUACAGAAUAAUGAUUCCUAAUAAAAUAUAGCGUAUUUAUUUUAAUUUUCGUUGGUGAAAAAAGGCUCUAUUUUACUAUAUUUUAACAAGUUUUAAUUUACGUUAAAUUAGGCAUAUAAUGUUUACAACUUACUCGUAAGGGGAAAAUCUUGUGUGUCCCAAGUAAGCUGCAGGUUGGAUCACGCCUUGUUAGUUUUGAAGACUUUCCAAAGACUACAGUUGUUGUUCAUGAUUGUUUCAGAAUGUUUUUAUCAUUCAGUUAGAAUGUUUACUUCUAUUUUCACUUCAAGUUUCUAGAACUGACUUAACCCUUCACCUUUCAUUAAUCAACAUCCCUUGAGAAAGUAUGGUCCGCUGGUGUAGUGGUUAGGGUCGUGGGACGCCACUCAGAUGUCGCGGGAGGUUCGCGUCUCCACCAGGACGAUGAAAUAUCACUGGCUCUGUAUCCAGAUCAGUUACUGCUGCAGUGUUGUUGGUUCUUCAGCGGUGGGAGGUUGAAAUCAACAUUCUUUGCAAGCUUGAAUUUCAAGUCAUUGGCCCCUUUGGUGUGCUUGUUCCAUGUGGAUAGGUUUCAUCUACUGAAAUAAUUAUAAUUUCGUAUCCUUUGAUUGGAACAUUUCCUGUUAUAGAAUGAUAUGAUUCAAUUUACGAUUAUGUUUGAGGACCCUUCCAGAGUACGGUUAUUAAUACGAAAGUUUUAGAAUAACAGUAAUGGAAUUCGGAUCUCAUUGUCACCCAUAUCCACUCGCAACAGACCCGCUAAAUUUUCUAAGAGUUUCCUUGAUCGUUUUCACAAAAAAAGAGAUAAACAUUUGGGGGACUGUAAAGACGACUUUAUGGUAAUGACCAAAGCGUUUAUACUCUCUAAAUACACUGAUAAGAAGUUAGAAAUUGGCAGGAACAAUUGGUCUGUGAGGAAUUCCGUGAGUUGAUCUCAUAAUGGGUAUUUUUUGUUCCACUUCAUUGACGAAAUACAGUUCACCUAUAAAUAUAUAUACAUAAUACAUACAUACAUAUAUAUA